GCAAAACAACAAUUUACUAAAGAUAUACAAAAUGAUAAUAAUAUUAUAUAUAAUAGAAAACAACUUAUAGGAGACAAGGAUUAUUGUUCCAUAAUAGAAUAUCAAAUGCAUACAAAGUACAACAUUCAAGAACAUAAUUAUAAAAUUGAUAACUUGGUUAAAAUACAAAUUGCUAAGAUUAAUUAUAGACCUGGCAAUUGUUGCACUCUUUUUUGUAAAAUAUUAUUGGUACUUCCCAACAAUAUAUAUUAUCUUGUAUGCCAACUUGGUAUUUUUAAAAGAGUAUUUUUUGCUAGUGAAGUUUUACCACUUAGACCAAAAGAAUUUUCUGAGUUGGACAACUCUUUGAUCUAUAUAUCUGUUAGUAUUGUUGAAGCUGCAAGGCUACAAUUUAAUACUCUUGCUAACAAUAAAAAUUGUAACUGCAAAGGUAAUUGUUUUAAAGCAAAUGCUUUUGUAAAAAAACAAACAAUUUAUGUGAAAGUGGAUACUAUCUAA
Molecule: messenger RNA, 498 nt
Organism: Dentiscutata heterogama
Lineage: Eukaryota; Fungi; Glomeromycota; Glomeromycetes; Diversisporales; Gigasporaceae
Source: the annotation of a GenBank genome assembly